GACAAUUGCUGUCCAUUAUUCUUUUAUCCAAACAAAUCUCCAAAUCGGACAUGGCGCAAACAGAUUUCCAAAAGAAUUUUCGCCUAGUUCUGGAGAAAAUCUUCAACAACUGGCAAAAUUUGCGGCUAGCUGUUGAACAUGGAAUGGGUGGACGCAAUGGACAACAACUAGCAAUUGAAAUUAUGGACUACACAUAUAAAUAUUGCAUAGGCAAUGAAAGCAUAACUCAAGGCGAGCUACAGGAUGUUUUGGAAGAAUUAUUAGAUCAGGAAUUCGACACAAUCUGUGAUGACAAUUCAAUUCCUGAGAUCUGCCGUAAUUUAUUGCGUUAUAAAGCGCUCUGUCUGAAAGGGGAGUAUGCACAAAUUGAAAGCGAACUAAGCAAACUGCCACAGGGUAAAGAUUGGUUACGUCCAGAUGUAAAAAUUGUGUAUACACCUGUUGCAGGGGAAGAUUCAUCUUCAGACGAAGAUGAUGAGAGCGGAGACUCCGAUGACGGUAUGGAAGUAGACGAAGAUGACAGUGAUUUGGCCAGUUGUAGCCGUGUAACACGAUCACAAACACGCAGAAAACAACAAGAAGAAUUUGUGGAACCUGAACCAGGCUGGACAACUGUGCGUACUAAAAGGAAGUAGUAUAUAUUCGUAUAUGUUAUAUAUUACAUCAAGAAAUCUAACAUGAUUGAACUUAUAUAGUUUAAUAAACAAGUUCACACAUGAUAUAAUUUAAAGUAAAAAACUAAAA
This is a messenger RNA of Zeugodacus cucurbitae (melon fly), 744 nucleotides long. RefSeq names its product pre-rRNA-processing protein TSR2 homolog. Gene Ontology annotation, biological process: maturation of SSU-rRNA from tricistronic rRNA transcript (SSU-rRNA, 5.8S rRNA, LSU-rRNA). The record is from RefSeq and is a predicted model, not a curated record. NCBI's taxonomy places the organism in Eukaryota, Metazoa, Arthropoda, Insecta, Diptera, Tephritidae. Gene Ontology annotation, cellular component: nucleus. Bases 51 to 635 code for a protein of 194 amino acids. The transcript is spliced from 3 exons.